Exophiala xenobiotica is the source of this 1086-nucleotide messenger RNA. RefSeq names its product pyridoxamine 5'-phosphate oxidase. Gene Ontology annotation, biological process: pyridoxine biosynthetic process. The coding region runs from base 138 to 983 and encodes 281 amino acids. Gene Ontology annotation, molecular function: pyridoxamine phosphate oxidase activity; FMN binding. The record is from RefSeq and is a predicted model, not a curated record. Lineage: Eukaryota; Fungi; Ascomycota; Eurotiomycetes; Chaetothyriales; Herpotrichiellaceae. The transcript is spliced from 2 exons.
CAUCAUGAGAUGCUACAGUACGCUUCUACGCGAUGCGAAGAAGAAACCAAUCUUUAUGCGCUGUUGAAAAAGUCGCUCAUUUGUAUAGAAGUGCUCACCCAUCUCAACUGCGAGCCUGAGCCCUUUUCUAAGACUAUAUGUUGACUCGAGCACCGCGACUCUCUCUUUUAUUGUCUCCUCGAUAUAUUCCAAUGCUACAUCAAGCAAUGUCUACCAACACGACCCAAGCACAGAAAAGCAAUAACAAACUGAUCUUCGCACCGGGUGAAGCUCCCCCAGACUCCGCCGCCCCGACAACCACUCCCUCGAGGGCUGCACAAUUCUCGCUCUCCAGCCUUCGCCGCUCUGACCUCUCAUCCGAUCCAUUUACCCAAUUCCACGAGUGGUUCACAUCCCCCCAGUUGCGCGGACACGUUCCCGAGACCGUCACUUUAUCUACGGCCUCUCUCCCUUCCGGCCGCGUCAGCUCACGGGUCGUCUAUCUCAAAGAACUCGACGAGAAGGGGUUCGUGAUCUAUUCCAACUUCGGCACGAGCCGCAAAGCCCGCGACAUCGCAAGCAACCCGUAUGCGAGUCUGUGCUUUUGGUGGAAACCGCUCGAACGACAAGUGCGUGUUGAAGGAACGUGUGAACGACUAAGCCCCGAGGAAAGUCAGAUCUAUUUUGAUACGAGGGCAAGGGGAAGUAGGGUGGGCGCGUGGGCGAGUCAACAGACUUCUGUCCUUGAGCCUCAGAACAAGGCCAAUGGGACUGCCGAGGAAGAAGACGACGGCCGUCUUGACCUUGAGAAUCGGGUCAAGGAAGUUGAGAAAAGGUUUGCAGGGCAGGAUCACAUUCCCGUGCCACCGUUCUGGGGUGGGCUUAGGAUCAUCCCAGAGGCCGUUGAAUUCUGGCAGGGCCGGGAGAGUCGCUUACACGAUCGGUUUUUGUAUACGAGGAUGCAUGACAAUGAGGGGUGGAAAAUUGAGAGGCUGAGUCCGUGAUGCUCUAGACCUAAGCACAUAGACCCGCGAAAAGACAGAAUAAAGAGACAAGAAGGAUGUUUUGGUGUUUCAACAUAUAGAAGUUGAAUUCUUCUUCGUCUUC